GCAAGCUUUUACAAAAUGGGUAGACGAGGUGUGAACGGCUCACUCCGGCGGCACACGUCUCCGUCACAACCCGGAGGUCACAACAUCAGAAAAAACAUGGCGGCUUCCAGAAAGGCGACCGUGGUGUUGAAGGCUGUGAAGAGAAUCGCUGUGCAGUUCUGUCCCUUUGAGUCUAAUGUCCGGUCCACACGGGAGUUCCUGGCCAUGGUGGGCUCAGAGAAGGUCAGAGCCACCAACAUGAACUGCGAGGUGGUAGCCGUGGUAAAACACGACAAAUCUGAGCCUGUAGUAGAUGUUACUUACUUAGACGGAGAGAAGCUGGUGUUGAAGGGGGCAAAUUUGACCAGCAGCGAGAUGCUGAGCACAUUUCAGUCACGGUGCACGGCGAAGGAUCCACAGGCUGCAGCACAGAAAUAAUGAUGCUCGUGUUAAAUGUGCUGCUGAAUGUCUGUAUGUAUGAGUAUGUCCUUGGAUGUUUAUAAUAAAGUAUUUCAUUUCUA
This is a messenger RNA of Larimichthys crocea (large yellow croaker), 500 nucleotides long. It is a transcript of the gene mrpl53, whose product is annotated as mitochondrial ribosomal protein L53. Gene Ontology annotation, cellular component: mitochondrial large ribosomal subunit. The record is from RefSeq and is a predicted model, not a curated record. The transcript is spliced from 4 exons. Bases 16 to 417 code for a protein of 133 amino acids. Lineage: Eukaryota; Metazoa; Chordata; Actinopteri; Sciaenidae.